Molecule: messenger RNA, 742 nt
Organism: Pollicipes pollicipes
Lineage: Eukaryota; Metazoa; Arthropoda; Thecostraca; Pollicipedomorpha; Pollicipedidae
Product: facilitated trehalose transporter Tret1
Biological process (GO): transmembrane transport
Cellular component (GO): membrane
Molecular function (GO): transmembrane transporter activity
Source: RefSeq, a predicted model, not a curated record
CGCGCGUGGUGGAGGUGCGGACGGCCGCCAUGGGGUCACGCGCUGAGAAACGCUCUGAGGUCACAGUGACGGGUCACGAAGACACGCCGAUGCCCACAGAAUCAGUGCGGACGCCAGCUGUCGAUUGCUACGUCAUGAAACAGAUGGCAGCUGCGCUCAUCUUCGCUCAAACACACUCUGUGAUUGGCGCAGCGAUGGGCUUCAUCAGUGUGUUCUUCAUUCAAGAAACGGACCCGGAACGCGCCUACAUGUCGCAAAGUCAGGUCACGUGGGUGGUAUCAGCGCUGCCGAUUGGUCUGGUGGCUGGUAACCUGCUGUCCACCAUGCUGACCCCCAUGCUGGGGUACCGCCGGCUGGUGUUGCUGGCCAGUCCCGUCAGCGUCGCCAGCUGGCUCAUCCUCGGCCUCUGCCACGACUUUAGGCUGCUGCUAGCCGCGCGGGUGGUGUGCGGCCUGGCUCUGGGCGCCACGGACGGGCCAGUGAGAGCAUACAUCGGUGAGGUAUCCUCCCAGGGUCUCCGUGGCACCUUCGGCAUGCUGCCCCACCUCUGCAUCACUAUCAACAUGCUACUCGUCUACGGCAUCAGCUCGCAGACUUCCUGGAGGUACGCAGUUCUGGCCUGCGGCAUUGCGCCAUCCGUCUUGCAGUUCUUCGGAACGUUGUUGCUGCCAGAUGCUGCCAAAUGGCUACUUGCCCAUGGCUACCCAGAGGAGGAUGCUCGGAAGUCAAUCCUGUUCUUCAG